Messenger RNA from Caenorhabditis remanei, 351 nucleotides. RefSeq lists its product as uncharacterized. The record is from RefSeq and is a predicted model, not a curated record. NCBI's taxonomy places the organism in Eukaryota, Metazoa, Nematoda, Chromadorea, Rhabditida, Rhabditidae. The transcript has a single exon. The coding region runs from base 1 to 351 and encodes 116 amino acids.
AUGCACCAGCAACAACGGACAAGCUUUCACAAGCCAACAAGAAGUCAUCACCUCGUCCCCAAGAACAUCAACGUCAUCGGAAACGACAACAAUCGUAAGGUUGCAAGCAACUACCAGCCGAAGCGAUGUUAUCGAUUCGAUUCCGUCUUGACAGCAAAAGGGACAACAAGUAGAUGCGAGUGGAAUGCCGCUACACGAACGGAGGAGUCGUCAGCGGAAGCCGUCACUCAAGUCAAGCAGUACCAGUAUCCAUGGAUUGAUUUGUAUCGAUUGCAACAGAAACGAUGUCAUCAAGUACCAGCUUCAUUUGUUUGGUCAUCGCAAUCGAUCGAAGUCAGAAGUACAAGCUGA